This is a messenger RNA of Wickerhamiella sorbophila, 933 nucleotides long. RefSeq lists its product as hypothetical. The record is from RefSeq and is a predicted model, not a curated record. Lineage: Eukaryota; Fungi; Ascomycota; Dipodascomycetes; Dipodascales; Trichomonascaceae. The transcript is spliced from 2 exons. Bases 1 to 933 code for a protein of 310 amino acids.
AUGGCACGAACAUUUUGGGGGUUUGGGGCUGCUAAGGCACCUGAAUUCAAAAAGGACGCAGUAAUUCCGCCCUCGCAGCCAGCCACCACUGUUCUGUCGACGGCGAGCGCCAAUGCGAAUUCGCCAUUUCCCGAUGCUCCUGCCCAGCCGGCUCCAGCCGCGGGUGACGUUGAGAUGGACGAUGCCGCGGGAGCGCAACCGCCUGCUGCGGGUCAGGAAACCACGCAAAGUGACAUCUCGAUUCCUAUUGAGGUCCAGCAAACCAAGGGCAAGCUGAGUGUGCGCAUAAUUGAGGCUCGCGACCUUGCCACAGUAAAUGAAAACAGCAACCCCUAUGUUGUUUGCACCUAUUCGAACUCAGAGCACAUCUCCCGGAGUGCCAACCCGAAUCUGGAAGUUCCCUCGGGAAUUGCUAUUCCCAACUCGGGUCGCCAUCAGUCGUCCAACCUCAUGUUGAGCAAGGCGAACAGUGGAGUUAAUAAGGGUGGAGCCAAUCCCACCUGGACGGAGGAAGCCAAGUUCGAUCUUACCUCUUUUGAAAGUGAUCUGGAAGUUACAAUUUACGACGCCAACAAUUACGACAAAUUCCUGGGCAUGUGCCGCAUCAAGCCCGACUUCUCCCAAUCACGGGCCAGUGAUCAAUGGUACGACUUGCAACCUCGCAUGGAGGGCGAGCGCGUUUCUGACGACCACUACCGCGGAAAGUACGGUACCUCUUUCCGCCCCCGCAUGGGCGUUGGCGAGGGUAUUGAUUUAUACGACGACAAGGAUAUCAAGAUGAGUGAGAGUUACUAUACUAGCGGGAUUAAGAACAAGUUCCAGGCCGAUGAACUCGACAAGGAAGACGAGCUGAUGCGCAUGGAGGAAGAAGAUGAAGAGGACCUCCGCAGAGACGAGGACGAUUUCGUGGCCGGCCAAGGGUUUGAAUUAUAG